CUGCCUCCCGUCCUACUGAGCUGCUCUUCCGUCGGGGGGGACCUCGCCAGGCUCUCCAAACCCUUGGAGCCCGCAGAAACGCUCCGUGCCCCGAGCUGUCACCAGCGCCGCCUCCCAGGCCCCGGACGCGAUGCAGGCCAUCAAGUGCGUGGUGGUGGGAGAUGGAGCCGUGGGCAAGACCUGCCUUCUUAUCAGCUAUACCACCAACGCCUUCCCUGGAGAGUACAUCCCCACCGUGUUCGACAACUAUUCAGCCAAUGUGAUGGUGGACAGCAAGCCCGUGAACCUGGGGCUGUGGGACACCGCGGGGCAGGAGGACUAUGACCGCCUCCGGCCGCUCUCCUACCCACAGACGGACGUCUUUCUCAUCUGCUUCUCCCUUGUGAGCCCUGCCUCCUACGAGAAUGUCCGUGCCAAGUGGUUCCCUGAGGUGCGGCACCACUGCCCCAGCACGCCCAUCAUCCUGGUGGGCACCAAGCUGGAUCUGCGGGACGACAAGGACACCAUCGAGAGGCUGAAGGAGAAGAAGCUGGCGCCUAUUACCUACCCGCAGGGCCUGGCACUGGCCAAGGAGAUCGACUCGGUCAAAUACCUGGAGUGCUCAGCCCUCACCCAGCGAGGCCUGAAAACCGUCUUCGAUGAGGCGAUCCGGGCCGUCCUGUGCCCCCAGCCCACGCGGCCACAGAAGCGCCCCUGCAGCAUCCUUUAGGGUUGCACCCAGCCCUCCCAGCCAGAUGGUUCUGACCUCCAGGGCCCUCCCAUAAAGCCCAAUGGCACCCCGGCUGGCCACGCUGUCCCCUCCCCGCCCGUGGUGUUUCCUAGCAGAGGGCUGCAGAGCUUGGUUGAUGGGCUUCUCUGGGCUGGGGGGCCCCUGGGGCUGGAAGGGUGUGAAUUCGCAGGCUCUGUUCCCAACCCCUGCUGCUCCUGCCCUCCUCCCCCCUCCCCGGGGCCAGAGGGGAGCCCCCUUUGCAUUAGUGCUGUUCGUGCCCGCUGCCACACAAUGGCAGCGUCUACCCCUUUGCCCCAGUCCCACCCGACGCCUGAAUCCCCUCUGGAAAUUUCGGGCCAGAUUGUCGCCAGUAUGCCUUCAAGGACGGGUCUCUCGCUCCCUCCUGAGGCCGGCUACUACUCCAAUAUUGGUGGUCUUGCUUGUCUGAAAGUUCUCCUUCUCCUGAGCCAAAGUGAGUGUCUCAGAAGUUUGCUCCUCUGGUCUGAGCGCUCUUGUUUGGGACAACAUGAAAUAAACCAAAUUCUCUGACUGUAGGCGGGUACCUGCAACCGCCCGUCAAAACCCUGGGUCCCGCGGACUCCUGCCACCCCUCGAGGCUUUCUCCACCGCUCACAGGACCUUGAGCUACAUUUGCCCGUAGGAGUCUUAAAACUUUCAGACGCUGCCAGCCAGGACUUUUGCUAUUGCAAAUGGAAAACCUAAUUCAACCUGCUUAAGCAGAAAAUAAAUUUACUGAUUCAAAUUUGGAAAGAUCGUGUCUUCAGGUGCAGCUUGAUCAAGGAGGGAGGGGGAGGCUCAAAUUAUGUCAUCAGGGCUUGCUUUCCUGUACCUCUUUGCUCUGCCUCCUGCUGUCUGGUUCAUUUUCUGGCAGGUGUCUCUCAAGAGCAUUCUUCCGGGUUCAAGUUGGGCAAAAAACCCCAAAACAAAACAAAAAAAACA
Molecule: messenger RNA, 1669 nt
Organism: Panthera uncia (snow leopard)
Lineage: Eukaryota; Metazoa; Chordata; Mammalia; Carnivora; Felidae
Gene: RAC2
Product: Rac family small GTPase 2
Exons: 7
Coding region: 131-709 (192 amino acids)
Biological process (GO): small GTPase-mediated signal transduction
Molecular function (GO): GTP binding; GTPase activity
Source: RefSeq, a predicted model, not a curated record